This is a messenger RNA of Anopheles coluzzii, 1268 nucleotides long. RefSeq lists its product as uncharacterized. Lineage: Eukaryota; Metazoa; Arthropoda; Insecta; Diptera; Culicidae. The coding region runs from base 1 to 780 and encodes 259 amino acids. The record is from RefSeq and is a predicted model, not a curated record. The transcript is spliced from 3 exons.
AUGGCCAAAAAGUGUUGCAGUACCGUCAUCUUGCUCCAGUGCUGUCUGGUGUUGCUGAUACCAUCGUUGUGCAGUGUGUUUGCCAAAAAGCAGCAGGAGGACCAAAAGCCUGAAGAGAGCCUUUUCGAGCAGGACCUCGGCGAUCAGUUCAAGAUCGACGCCUCGACCCAAGGCCUGCAGAAGGUGAACCUGCGCUGCGGGGCCGACUCGAUGCGCAUCGAGCUCAAGACGGAGGAAGACUUCCAGGGCGUGAUGUACACGCGCGGUAGCUACUACAAGCAGACCGAACCAUGCUUCGUCAAGCCGGAACGGGCCGGCCGAACGCUCGAGAUGAAGUUCAAUCUCGACCAGUGCCAGACGGUUAACAAUGGGGAGGUGUACUCCAACAUCGUCGUGGUGCAGCACGAUCCCGACAUUGUGACGCCCGGUGAUGCCGCGUUCGCCGUGGAGUGUGACUUCCGGAAGCCGCGCGGUGUGACGGUCAGCUCGGAGAUCCAGGCACGGGAUAGCGAGGAGGAAACACCGACACCGUCGUCACGCAUUACACUGACCAGUCCGGAUCCGUCGGCAAACACACAAACACCGAACGAACACAACUCGGUGCACAGCGCGUCCGGCACGGUCACGUUCGUGCCGAGCCGGUUCCGCAACGCGUCGUCCGACCAGCUCCCGGAGCAGCGGGUCCGCGGGACGGUCGAAACGGUCGAAAUUCCACUGCACACAACACCACAAGAACAGCAAGCAAACAAUGAUCAAGAUCACGAUCACGAUGAGUUGUGAUUGUGGUCUGUGGGGUUAGGCGAAAAGCCCGAUCACCUCCAAACGGGUACUUGUGGUCAUUAAUUUAUUGAAACUAGAGAGAAAAUGUCAUCUUCCAUCGCUAAUCUCCGUACCCGAAUAUUAACCCUUUUUUGUAUCCCAAUUUUCUCUGCGCUCUUCUCCCACAGCAUUGAUACGUCCAAAGCUAACGCAACCGCUUCCUAUCCACCCACCGAUUAAUACAACUCCCUCUCCCUGUGGACCCUUCCCUCCUCCUUGCCCCACUCGCCAGAGAACUAACCAGAGGUAAUGUAAGUUCCUUCUUCUUCGGUCAACCGAAAACGUAAUUCCCCCACCCCUUACCCUUACAACCCCCCCAACCCUUACACAACACUGACUGGGGUGUAUCAAACUUCCAAGCGCGUCACUGUUCUAAGUGAUCCCAUAGGUAGUGUGAAAAAAUGUUAAAAAGUGUUGAUUAAAAUAAUAAAACUAAACGUUGUGAAAAU